Messenger RNA from Colletotrichum spaethianum, 402 nucleotides. RefSeq names its product succinate dehydrogenase assembly factor 4, mitochondrial. Gene Ontology annotation, biological process: mitochondrial respiratory chain complex II assembly; succinate metabolic process. Gene Ontology annotation, cellular component: mitochondrion; mitochondrial intermembrane space. The transcript is spliced from 3 exons. The record is from RefSeq and is a predicted model, not a curated record. The coding region runs from base 1 to 402 and encodes 133 amino acids. Lineage: Eukaryota; Fungi; Ascomycota; Sordariomycetes; Glomerellales; Glomerellaceae.
AUGCGGUCAUCAUCGGUCUUGAGAAUGGCCUCGGCCUCCGUCCCCAAGGGUAACGGCCUCCGCCCCGCGCCGAUGGCUCUACUGCCGCCCAUUCCGCUGUACCGCCGCCUGCUCCGCGCUCACCGCAAGUACCUGCCCUCCGAGAUGCGGGUGUUGGGCGACGAGUACAUCAAGGCUGAGUUCCGCGCGCACCGCAACGUCGACAACCCGGCCCAUCUGAUCGGCUUCCUGACAGAGUGGCAGCUGUAUGCUCAGAAGAUCGAGGGCGAUGAGUGGCGUGGUGAGAAGAUCGACCCCGGCAAGGUCGCCAAGAUGAGUGAUGAGCAGAUCGGGCAGCUGUAUGAGUUGAUGAAGGCGAUUCGCGAGAGGCGCGAGCGGGGCGAGGAAGAAGAAGAGUCAUGA